AUGCCUAAAUUGAUUUCUGAUUUUCAAGGAGCAUUUAUUAAGAGCAGGCAGAUUUUGGAUGGGGUGUUGAUUGCAAGUGAAUGUAUAGAUAGCAGAUUGAAGAAAAAGAAGCCUGGAGUCUUGUGCAAAGUUGAUAUGGAGAACGCUUUUGAUCACAUUAAGUGGAAGACUUUAAUUUGCAUUCUGGAGAAACAUGGGUUUGGCAGGAGAUGGAUUUCAUGGAUCAAAUGGUGUAUUUAUUCAACUAAUAUUUCUGUGUUAGUUAAUGGGAGCUCAACUGAGAUAUUUAAGCCCUCAAAAGGUUUGAGGCAAGGUGAUUCAUUAUCACCAUUCUUAUUUUUGUUAGUGGUGGAAGUGUUAUCCAAGUUAGUGAAUGAUGUUGUUAACAUGGGACAGAUUCAUGGGUUCCAAGUAAUGGAGGAAGGUUUGGUGAUUUCUCACUUACAGUUUGCAGAUGAUACUCUGCUAUUUAUCAAUGCAGAUGUGGAGGAGAUGAGGAAGCUACUUAUUAUUCUGAACACUGUUGAAAUGCUCGCAUGGUUGAAGUUAAAUUUGGAGAAAAGUUCUUUGAUCAGUAUUGGUGCUGAUGAGAUUAUUCAAGAGUUAGCACUGGAGUUAGGAUGUAAAGUGGAACAGCUUCCUAUAAAAUACUUGGGAUUACUAUUAGGAGCUACUUCUAGAAAUGUCUCAAUUUGGGAGGAGGUGGUUCAGAGAAUGCAGGAGAAACUGACAACUUGGAAUAAGAAAUAUUUCAACAAAGCAGGGAGAUUCCCAGACAUUUAUAAGGUUGUCAGUAACAAGAAUGCUACCAUUGCUGAAAUGGUGAAUGAAGGAAGAUUACAGUGUUUCUCAAGAAGAAGACUGAAUACACAAGAGCAACUGCAGUGGGAUAGCCUUUGUAAUGAAUUAGGGCAUGUUCCAGAUUUUUCAGAAGCAGAAGAUGAGCUGUUGAUGGAAAGUGAAUUUUCAGUGCAAGAGUGUUACAAUAUGCAGUUGGAGGAUAGAUCUGUGUGUUGCUUUGAGAAAUUUCUUUGGAACAAGAAUAUACCUUCUAAAGUGAGCUUCAUGUUGUGGACUAAUUUUCACAAUUCUCUACCAACAUUAACAAUGUUGAGUCAUAGAGGUGUGAAUGUGCAGAGCAAGUUAUGUGUAUACUGUCAACAAGUGGAUGAAACUGCAGAUCAUAUUUUUCUGCACUGCCCUUAUGUUGUUCAGGUUUGGAACUUCUUUGUGAAGACUUUUAGGGUGUCUUGGACAUUCCAUACUACUGUUUUGAAUCAUUUUGAGGCUUGGAGGAUGAAUGAAUUACAAGGAAAGUGCAGGAAGCUUUGGUGGUUGGUGAACUAUGCAAUUCUAUGGCACCUGUGGAAGGAAAGAAGUUCAAGAGUAUUUGGUGGUAGACACAAAUUGGUUGAUGAGACAAUUUUGCUCAUUCAUAACACUAUUAUUUUGUGGUGUUUUGAGAAUGAGGUUUUUAGAGGAUUCACUGUGAAUCAAAUUCUUUUUCAUUGGGACACUGUUAUUCACAUGUAA
Papaver somniferum (opium poppy) is the source of this 1533-nucleotide messenger RNA. RefSeq lists its product as uncharacterized. The transcript has 2 exons. The record is from RefSeq and is a predicted model, not a curated record. Bases 1 to 1533 code for a protein of 510 amino acids. Lineage: Eukaryota; Viridiplantae; Streptophyta; Magnoliopsida; Ranunculales; Papaveraceae.